AACACAUUGUGUAUGGAUUUGUUCGCUAGAGCACCGCUGGCACCUUUCGAGGGUGGUGGUGUAUGUGAUGAUCUUGACGGUUCUGAGACAUCCUCAUUAGUUGCUGAUACUGACCAUCAAAUAAAACGAGUUUCGUCGAUCCCAUUCGAUGCUAGCUUCUCUUUUGAAGAUUCACUCACUGACCUUAUUGGGAAUUUUGAUGAAAAGGUAUAUCAUUGUUUCGAAAAUUUUGACGUGGACCCUGAAAACGCACAAAAGAUUAAUUUUUCAGGAAAUGUUCCAACUUUAAAUGACGUUAACUGCGAAAGAGUUCGUAUCCACUGAAUCUUACCCGCUUCAUAGCUUACCAAGUAACGUUAAUUUGUAUGAUCUCGAUCAAUUCGAACUUGCAGAUGCCGAUGGAAUAACUGAAGAUGGAGUUAUAAAAACAAGUUUGUUACAAACAUGCAGUGCUUUAAAUUACUCAAACGAAUCUAUUUAUUCAGGACGAGGCACUGUUACUACUUUAUCCUUGUCAUCCGUGUCAGUUAGUCCUCGUUCAUCAACACUUGAUGGAGGUUUUCCAAAUACAUUGGCCCAAAUCCCCGAUAGCGGAAUCUCAAACACCGACGAAGAGCUAAACAGUUACUUUAAAGAUUUUGAUGAUGAAAACAUCCUUGACAUUUUUCAAUCUCAUCAUCCUUCCCUACCUUUGAAAAAAACUCAAAGUUGGGUAGAUGACCUUCAGAAUUUGCAAACCAGCGUUCUCAAGCUUUAUGUUCAGCAAAUGAAUGACGAAAUUAUGCAACUUUCAGAUUGCUUAGUGGAUUCUCUAGCGGAACGAGACGAGCUUUUAAUGCUUCGUGAAGCCAGUGAUGACUUUAUUAUAUUACUUAACUUGGUCCACGAGCGAAAAACUCAGGCAUCCAAAGCAGCUCUUCUAGCAACAGCCAAAAGCUUGAUUCGUUCCAAAACUUUGUUUCGUGUCACUACUCCUUGGUUUACUAAAAGACCACAUAUAUCUGCUUCUAGUACACUGUCGUUAGUUGGAUCUCAAGAUAUCGAGAAACCAGGCACCACAUCACUUGUCAGAAAUGAACCAAACCCAGUAAAUUCAGUUCAUUUAGAUUUACAAAAUAAUUCUGUUGCUUAUGUCGUCUCCCUUAAUCUUCAUUCAAAACUAAGAAGACCCAGAACACAACCAAUACGUGUUCACAGGACAAAUCAUUCAGAUGUUAAGAGUGUUUCUAACUCAGUCAGUUCGAUUGAUUCUAAGCAACUAAAUGAAUCACAUCUAUCUAAAUGUGCUGAUUUAUCUUCAGAAAGCAUUAAAUCAAUACCUACCAGACAAGCGAAAAUACGAUAUGAAGCUCUCGUGAAUUUGUGCAACUCUACUAAUUGGCCGAACGGUAAACCGCAAAAUAGUCGAUCCUUACUUUUAUGUAUACCCUAUCGAAUCAAACCGGGCGUUGGAAUUUCCAUUCAAGAACUACGUCUACUAAAUCAAAUUCUUUAUGCUACUGUUCUUGAAAACCCCAAAAUAGAAAAAUUACUCGAAAGUUACAUAAUGAACGUUACUAAUUCUAACGACAUCGCUAACUGGAUAAAAACUGUUGAACCUCUUCGAUGUUAUGAUUCUAAAAAGUUGAAUGGUGUUUCAUGCCAAAAUCAACAUCGUAAUCAUCUCCUAUCGACAUCAAUGCAAACUCAAUGUGCUUGAUUGUCUUUAAUAAUUCAUCGUUUUUCCUCAUGCUUCCAUUCUGAUUUACAAAGUAUAUUGCAUUUUCCAGAAAUUUUUUCAAUGCUUAGUGUGUGGAUUUAAAGCUAAAAUUUUUAUUGGCAUUAAUAACCAAUUCUCAAAUUAAAUAUCCUGGCCAGUGUAUGCAUUCUAUUACUUUCAACAAAUUACAAUCAAGUAUUGUCUAAUGCCUACAGCUUUUACUACAUUAAAAUUGAGCAAGAUUUGAUUUACUACAUACAUAUUUAUAUCUAUACUUAAUUUUAUGUCAUUAAGUUGACACUAGUGCUUUUUUUAACUUCAUUUUUUCCUCAUCUCUUUAAAUUUUAUCUACUUGUCGUAAUUGCAUUGAUUGAUCUUUUUUUGGUUACCACACUCAUUUACUUUUGCUGUUUUGUUUUUAUAUGAAGUCAACGUUAGAGACAAGUUUCUAUCAAUGCUUUUGUUGUAUAUCACACAAUAAAGACAUUUAUUAACAUGCUUUCGUCAACCAUAUUAUUAGUAGGGAAACAGUGUUCAUAAUUCUUGCUCACUAUUGGCUUCGGUACUAAAGAUGGUUACAAAUUGUUCUUUGUUGUCAAGAUAGCCUUUUUAAGUUUAUUUAUAUAUUACAUAUUCUUUGUUCAUUCUUGGCAUUACUACAUGCGCUUGAAAAAAUGCGUGUUACUUUCAUCUACCUGUGAAUUGUGCAAUAUUUUAUUGUUUUAAUUAUGUCAUGUUUACGGUGUUCUUACUAUUUCAUUCUUGUUUUAUUAGAAGUCGAUUAAAGUUUAAGCUGGAAAAUAACAUCAUAGGCUAAUUUAAACAGCUUACAGCUACCCUAGUUGAAACAGUAGUAUAAAAUAAUCUGUCUUCUAAAGGUACUGGUUUAGUUUUGUCAACGCACGACGCGAUAGGACGUCUUAUUAUGAUUUGUAACCAAGGGAUUUAUUUACAUAUAUCGUAAGCAUUUUAGUGUUCCCCUCAACGCGUCUCUAAACCACGUAAAGUUUAUCACUAUCUCUAUGUGUUAAUUAGAACAUUUCAGUUUGGAUAGUUAAUGUCAUAGAACUAGUCGUAUUUUUGAAUUUGUUCAAAAGUCGAUCAUCAAAAUUCUCAUUGUCGAUAACGUUUGAUAUCUAUACUUGUUUGUCGUUCCAUUAGGUCAUAUCGUCAAGUAAAUUGAGACUUGUUUGGACAGGCUAAUAUUUCGAAGAAGAGAUAAGUGAUUUUUUCUGUGACUGCAAAACACCUUAAACACAAAAAUGUUAGAGACCCUAUGUUUUUAUGAUGCU
Schistosoma haematobium is the source of this 2991-nucleotide messenger RNA. RefSeq names its product FEZ-like protein, variant 2 (gene UNC-76). Lineage: Eukaryota; Metazoa; Platyhelminthes; Trematoda; Strigeidida; Schistosomatidae. The transcript is spliced from 9 exons. Gene Ontology annotation, cellular component: cytoplasm; axon. The record is from RefSeq and is a predicted model, not a curated record. Bases 290 to 1699 code for a protein of 469 amino acids.